Messenger RNA from Monascus purpureus, 2772 nucleotides. The record is from the annotation of a GenBank genome assembly. Lineage: Eukaryota; Fungi; Ascomycota; Eurotiomycetes; Eurotiales; Aspergillaceae.
AUGACGUCCAGGAGUCAAUCUAGCCUGGCUUUUGUGGAUAUGGCCAAGGAGGAAUCUUCCGCUCCCCCGUCUGCCGCUUCUGGGGGCCCUUUCUCCUUCAAUCCCCAGCAGACUUCUUCAUCGGGUGGAAUGAAUUUAUCGGGGUUGGUAUGCAAUGUUCGUCGGACGACAGGGAAGGAGCCACAUCCGUUGGUGGGUGCCACGACCACCAUCUUGGGUGAUAAGUUAUAUGUCUUUGGCGGCCGUGUGCUCUCUAGGAGCCGUCCCAAGUUGACAUCUAAUUUGUACGAAUUGGAUCUGAUACAGCGGCACUGGACAAAAAUUGAAGCGACCGGGGAUAUCCCCCCCCCUCGUUACUUUCACAGCGUAUGUGCCCUGGGCGACAGCAAGUUGGUUUGCUAUGGAGGCAUGUCCCCGACAAUAUCCAGCACAUCGCAGGAGCAAGCAAAUGGGAACGCCCCAAGUCAAGAGACACAGCCGGAGGUCAUGGUCAUGUCUGACAUACAUAUAUUUGACAUUCCGUCACGAACAUGGACCCAAGUUUCUGCAAACGACUCACCGCAGGGGCGGUACGCCCAUUGUGCAACAAUCCUACCCUCGAGUGCCUGCUUCACGUCCGCCCAUGCUCCAUUGUCCGCCAUACAUCAUAACCCCGCAUCCGACCAACCGCAUCAGGGCUCAAUUGGCGUGGAUAUUGAUAGCUUUGGUGGGGCAGAAAUGGUGAUUGUCGGUGGACAGGACAGUUCGAACCAUUACAUUGAACAGAUCAGUGUGUUUAAUCUUCGCAGCUUAAAGUGGACCAACACCAGCCCUCUGGGAAGAAGCUGCGGUGCUUAUCGGAGUGUUGUAGCUCCUCUGAUUGGGAUGGACGUCUCCGAGAUUGGAUCAACUUCGGUCGACAAGGAAGCCCAUGAACCAAUAGAGCCGUCGCAGGUCAACGGUUUUCCCAUGCUGAUAUACUCCAACUACAACUUCCUGGACGUCAAAUUGGAGCUGCAGAUCCGAUUGCCGGAUGGUCGACUAAUCGAAAAGCCCAUGCACAGUCAGACCUCCCCUCCGGGACUGAGAUUCCCCCACGGCGGCAUCAUAAACGGACAUUUUGUCGUCAGCGGUACCUAUCUCACCUCUUCGAAGCAAGAGUAUGCGCUGUGGUCGUUGGACCUCAAGUCCCUCACCUGGAGUCGGAUUGACGUUGGGGGCUCUGUCUUCAGCCAGGGCAGUUGGAAUCGCGGUGUCCUGUGGCCCAGAAGAAGCACCUUUGUGAUCCUCGGCCACCGGAAACGGAGCCUCGUCGAAGAUUACAAUCACCGCCGGAUCAACUUCUCUCAUGUGUGUAUGGUGGAAUUGGAAGCAUUCGGGCUAUACGACAACCCAUGCAGGACCUCCCCCACUUCUGGAUAUGUGUCGUACAGUGCGCCACCAGCUCCCGCAUCCCUUCAACAAAAGCUCACACAGAUGACAUCUGGUGGGCGGCCGUUUACCUCUGCAUCGGACGAACUAGGGAAAUUCGCGUUGUCCCUUCCCGAGAUGGCAGAUAUGGAGCUCCAGGCAGUUGAUGGACAGCGGAUAGCUGUAAAUUCGCGGAUCCUAAGCCGAAGAUGGGGUCCUUAUUUCAUCCAGCUUCUGAGGGAGUCGUCUGAUAGUGCAUCUGAUUCUGCCACUUUUCGCCCGGGAGCGAAUAUUUAUGCGAGCCGCAUCUCCAGCCUCACCAUCAGACCCUCCAUUGACGACCGUUAUUCAAGCGGUGCUCCCACCCUAACCAGUAACUCCCAAGGCGCAUUGAAGUCGUCUCUGGCGAAUCUCGAGUUACCGUCUGCCCACAGCUUACCUCCUACGUCACGACCUCGCGUGCUCUAUCUUCCCCAUACCUUCCUGACCCUGCAGGUUUUUGUCCACUACCUCUACACGUCGUCACUGCCGCCUGCUGGUUCUCCACUGUGCACGCCACAGAUUCUCUGCUCACUUCUUCAGAUCGCACGACCAUACAAAGUGGAUGGCCUUCUCGAGGCUACGGUUGAACGCCUCCACCAGGUUCUUGAUGGUAGGAACGCCGCCGCUGUCUUCAAUGCGGCUGCCAUGGCCGCAGGAGGCGGUAGAGGCACGGGAUUUGCCGGCGGACUUAGUGGCACGCUCGAGGUACUCCAUGGAGCACACGGAGCGGCAGAAUAUUCAACGGCCUCCACGGAGGAAGACGCUUCGCAGCACAGUGUGUUCGUCUCCGACUCGUCCGACACGGAACAUGGCACGUCUUCUUUUUCAAUUAACAGCAGCAGCGAUGCCAGUGUGGUCGCUAACUCCUCCCUUGGACGAUCCAAUUCCCGAGGCGUGCCACUUACCAUCAACACAAACCUCUCCAACCGCAGCCAGCGCAGUAUAACUAGUUUCGAUAGCAAUCAGUCCCAUGAUAGAGACCAUGACUCGGUCCACACACCCAGCACAGCAACUUCCGUGUCGACAAGUGCUAGCUUCAGUCAAUCAGACUCGGAAGUUGGGCAGACGACACCGAGUAGCGACCACCCCCUCCGUUCGCGGCAUCGACGAUGCAACGCCGACGCCCAGAUUCAUAGAGAAGACUGGGAGAUUUGGGCUGGGGAUCUCAGCAGCGUGAUCGGGCUGCAAAAGAGAGGGCUUCGGGGCCUCAUGGAAGGACGGAGAUUGAGGGAGCGCGGGACGAAGCCGCCUAGUACCAGUACCGCAGGGACCGGGGUAGGGAUGUUUCACCAGAGCCAGAGCUCUUUUGAUGACCAUAGCAGCGCCUCAAAUGGGGGUUAA